Leptosomus discolor (cuckoo roller) is the source of this 1747-nucleotide messenger RNA. It is a transcript of the gene LRRTM4, whose product is annotated as leucine rich repeat transmembrane neuronal 4. The record is from RefSeq and is a predicted model, not a curated record. NCBI's taxonomy places the organism in Eukaryota, Metazoa, Chordata, Aves, Leptosomiformes, Leptosomidae. Gene Ontology annotation, molecular function: protein binding.
GAGAGGCAUGAGUGUGGUGUUAGUGCUCCUUCCUAUGGUGCUGUUUGUUGUGCUUGCGGGGGCUCAGCGAGCUUGCCCCAAGAACUGCAGAUGCGAUGGCAAGAUUGUGUACUGCGAAUCUCACGCAUUCAGAGACAUCCCUCAGAAUAUUUCUGGCGGGUCUCAAGGCUUAUCGUUACGGUACAACAGCAUUCAGAAGCUUAAAUCAAAUCAGUUUGCGGGCCUGAAUCAGCUCAUAUGGCUUUAUCUUGACCAUAAUUACAUCAGCUCCGUGGAUGAGGAUGCAUUUCAGGGGAUCCGCAGGCUGAAGGAAUUAAUUCUAAGCUCCAACAAAAUUACCCAUCUGCACAACAAAACGUUUCACCCAGUCCCCAACCUCCGCAAUCUGGACCUCUCUUACAACAAGUUGCAGGUGUUGCAGUCUGAGCAGUUCAAGGGCCUUCGCAAACUCUUGAUCUUGCAUUUGCGGUCUAACUCGCUGAAAACCGUGCCGAUCCGAAUUUUCCAAGACUGCCGAAACCUUGACUUCCUGGAUUUGGGCUACAACCGCCUGCGGAGCUUAUCCCGUAAUGCUUUCGCUGGCCUUUUGAAGUUGACAGAGCUCCACUUGGAGCACAACCAGUUUUCUAAGAUCAAUUUUGCCCACUUUCCACGCCUCUUCAACCUUCGCUCAAUUUAUUUGCAGUGGAAUAGGAUCCGGUCUAUUAGCCAAGGGUUAACGUGGACUUGGAGUUCCUUGCACAACUUGGAUUUAUCAGGAAAUGACAUUACAGGGAUAGAGCCUGGGACCUUCCAGUGCCUCCCCAACCUGCAAAAGCUGAACCUGGAUUCCAACAAACUCACCAACAUCUCUCAGGAGACCAUCAAUACAUGGAUCUCGCUCAUCUCCAUCACUCUGUCCGGAAAUAUGUGGGAAUGUACUCGAAGCAUUUGCCCUCUGUUUACUUGGCUUAAGAAUUUCAAGGGAAAUAAAGAAAGCACUAUGAUAUGUGCAGGCCCUAAACAUAUCCAGGGUGAAAAAGUGAGCGAUGCUGUGGAAACAUACAAUAUCUGUGCUGAAAUCCAGGUGGUGGUUACUGAAAGAUCGUACCAAGCACCCAAAACCCCACAGAGACCUGUCUUCAUUCCUAAACCUACUGUUUCCAAACUGGAAAGCAAUCAGCCAACAUCUGCUGUGCCAAGCCCUUCUGCAGACCUCCCGACACCUGGAGUGGAACCAGAGUACGAGCACGUUUCCUUUCACAAAAUCAUCGCUGGGAGCGUGGCCCUCUUUCUUUCCGUGGCCAUGAUUCUGUUGGUUAUCUACGUGUCGUGGAAGCGCUAUCCAGCCAGCAUGAAACAACUCCAGCAGCACUCUCUCAUGAAGAGGCGCAGGAAAAAGGCCCGAGAGUCUGAAAGGCAAAUGAACUCCCCUUUACAGGAGUAUUACGUGGACUACAAGCCAACAAACUCUGAGACCAUGGAUGUAUCUGUUAAUGGAUCUGGCCCCUGCACGUAUACCAUCUCUGGCUCCAGGGAAUGUGAGGUUCCUCACCACAUGAAGACUUUACCCUAUUACAGUUACGACCAACCAGUGAUCGGAUACUGCCAAGCUCAUAAGCCUCUCCAUGUAAAUAAGGGGUACGAUACCAUGGCCCGGGAGCAGGCUGAGACAACCAACCUGGAACUCAGUCGAGACCACAGCUUCAUAGCCACAAUCGCACGUUCGGCUGCUCCAGCCAUUUACAUUGAGAGAAUACCAAACUAA